This is a messenger RNA of Lactuca virosa, 237 nucleotides long. The record is from the annotation of a GenBank genome assembly. Lineage: Eukaryota; Viridiplantae; Streptophyta; Magnoliopsida; Asterales; Asteraceae.
AUGAUGAUGAUGACGAAUCAGCUAGCAAGUUGGGAAAUAAUGGAGGGUGAAGAUAAUGAAAUGGAAAAUCUUCAAAAGGCACUAGAGGAUCUUUGGAUGCAAAAUGGACCAGAGAUGAGUGUUGAUACAAAUGAGCAAACAGCUGAAAGCAUUCAGACAAAUGGUGCACUUUCUAUACCCUUAGCUGCACUUGGAUUCAUGACAAGAAAUGUAGUUUUAGGUGUGGGACCCUUGUGA